ACUUUGGUUUGUUGCGCGAUUGGGACUUCACUGCAACGGCAUGACAGUACGGGCACUGGAGUUUUUUUCUGGCAUCGGAGGCAUGCAUUAUGGCCUGAAAUGGUCUGGAGUUGACGGGACAGUGGUCGCUUCCUUCGAUCUCAACCCGGUUGCAAAUCAAUGUUACACCUUCAACUGGGGUGUGAAUCCCAUCCAAGUAGGAAUUCACCAUGUGUCGGCCCAGACAGUUGAGUCAUUCGAUGCGAACUGUUGGCUUCUUAGUCCUCCUUGUCAACCUUAUACGCGGACCGGUAAACAACUUGAUGACCAAGAUGCCAGAGCGGAGGGGCUUCUCCAUCUUAUCGAAUUGCUAGCAAUAUUGAAGGAACCCCCUUUUUACAUCUUCUUGGAGAAUGUGGUAAACUUCGAAAAAUCCCGUAGUCGAGACUUGCUUGUGUCGCAACUUGUCCGCUUGGGUUACGAAUACUCCGAGUGGCUGUUAUCUCCUUUGCAGUUCGGAAUACCAAAUGAUCGCAUGAGAUACUAUUUGACGGCGCGCAGAACAGGUACCACGAAGGAGGUAGAGUCGCCGCCGGUCCUCAACCUCCGCACGACUUGGCCGUAUGAGAACUAUCAAGGACCACAGCCGCUAGCCGAUUUCUUGGAGGAUGACCCAACUGGUAAUAUAGCGGACAUAUAUGCGGUUCCCGAGCCUUUUGUGCGACGAAGAAGAGCUUUCAGCGAAGCAGCCAUUGUCACACCAUUCAGUACGCGAUCGUCCUGUUUCACGAAAGCAUAUGGUCAUCAUGGUCUAGGAGCAGGAUCCUUCUUACAAACGAAGGGCUUCGAUGGCGCCAAGUAUCUCGAUGAUCCCUCGACAGCGGUUGAGAAAUUGGGAUUACGCUUUUUUACCCCGACAGAAAUCGCCCGACUACAUGCAUUUCCAAUCGACGACCAAGCACCGAAACCCUCAAAUUCAUAUGCAAGCGACGUGACGUCACAAAGGCAGCAUAGCUUCGCUUUCCCACCAGACCUCAGCACUAUCCAACGCUGGCGGGUGCUUGGAAAUAGCAUGAAUUGUAAGGUAGUGGGUGAGCUGAUGCGCUGGGCGCUCUUUGGAAAUGGUGAACCUGAUAGGUGCGUGUAAAUCAACACCUUCAUCAGGUUCCGUUCAGUUUGGUAGCCCAAUUCAUUAUUAAUUAUAGGAUAGCUGAGGCCUUAGUUAUGCAGCUAUAACGACUAAUGCCCUACUACCCGUCUGUCAUCCCCGGUUUCAGCGUUCUGAUGACUGAAAUAAAGAAUUACAUAGCUUC
Molecule: messenger RNA, 1292 nt
Organism: Spizellomyces punctatus DAOM BR117
Lineage: Eukaryota; Fungi; Chytridiomycota; Chytridiomycetes; Spizellomycetales; Spizellomycetaceae
Exons: 7
Coding region: 41-1126 (361 amino acids)
Molecular function (GO): methyltransferase activity
Source: RefSeq, a predicted model, not a curated record